Messenger RNA from Rotaria sp. Silwood1, 2394 nucleotides. The record is from the annotation of a GenBank genome assembly. NCBI's taxonomy places the organism in Eukaryota, Metazoa, Rotifera, Eurotatoria, Philodinida, Philodinidae.
AUGGAUAUUGCACUUGCUUGGUAUUGUCAUUAUGGUGUUCUCAUUCGAUUCAAGGGUGUUAAUCAAACAAAAGCAUGUCUCUGUCCACCAAAUUACUUUGGUUCUCAAUGUCAAUGGCAAAGUCAACGUGUUAGUUUGACUUUACAGUUUAGAAUGAGUAGUAUUAUUUAUUCUACAGUUAUUUAUCAAUUAAUCAUCAUGCUUAUUGAUGAACAAGGAACUAUUGCAUUCACUCAUGAACAAAUAAUAUAUAUGCCUGCUCAUAAUUGUAAUACAAAAUUUAACAUCUAUCUACUUUAUCCACAUCGUCCCAAACAUUCAUCAACAAAUUAUUCGAUUCGUAUUGAUCUUUUUGACAAGUCAAUAUUAGAUUAUUGGACGAGUUGGUAUUUGCCAAUUCCAUUUCAGUUUCUUCCUGUAAAUCGAAUAUCAACUCAGUUAAUCAUUCCUGAAGUACGAGAAAAUGAACUAUGCAAUUUGCCAUGUGGAGAGCAUGGCCGAUGUGUGAGAUAUACAAAUAUGAACAAGUUAUUUUUUUGUCGAUGUGAUCAAGGAUAUUCUGGUACUUUCUGUAAUAUUAUACAUCAAUGUCAAUGUUCAAACGAUUCAUUAUGUCUUGCUCCAUCUAUCUGUGUGUGUCCCUUGAACAAGUUCGGCUCACGUUGUUAUUUGAAAAGGUCGAUAUGUCAAUCAACGAACAAUCCAUGUCAGCACAAUGGACUUUGUAUACCAAUGGAUGAUCGUAUUAAUUUAAAUGCAUUUAUUUGUGUUUGUAAAGAAGACUAUCAUGGUGAACGAUGUCAAUAUACAAGGAAUAAAAUCGAUAUUCGUAUAGACGAGACAAUACUAACAAGAAGUUCAUCAUUCUUUAUACAUUACAUAAUAGCAUUUGACCGAGUAGCAAAACAUGAACAAAUAACUACACUGAAAAAGAUUGCUUUCGCUCACCAUACUAUCACAAUUUAUGUAAAACAACAAUUUAACAUUAUUUUCAUACAAAUACCUGAUGGUGAUUAUUAUCUCACUGUAUUACGAGAAAGAUAUAUAUCAUCAGAAUAUAUUCAUACUCAAAUGUCACUAACGAACCGUUGUUUGUCGGUUCAUGAUCUUCUUAAUGAGACGUUUCGCCAAUAUGAAUAUCUACGUCGGAUUAAAUAUUACCCACUUUUAUGUCGUCAAUAUUCACAAUUGAUGUGUUUUUACGAGGAACAAUACACGUGUAUAUGUGAUACUGAUCGUUUUUCAAAUUGUUUCGAAUUUAAUCGUACGAUCAGAUAUGAUUGUAGUGGAAAAAAUCUUUGUUAUAAUGACGGUCGAUGUUUUCUUAACAAUAAAACCUGUCCAAGUACAUUUACAUGUGUAUGUAAUGACUGUUACUAUGGAACACAAUGUCAAUUUUCAACAAAAAGUUUCAUCUUUUCACUCGAUCCAAUUCUUGGAUAUCAUAUCAAACCAAGUAUUUCAUUUCAUCAACAACCAUUUAUUGUCAAAUUAAGUAUUACUAUCACUACAAUUAUGUUGAUUUCACAAUUAAUCAUGGGUUCACUAUCUAUAGCAACAUUUCAAUUGAAAAAAAUAAGAGAAGUUGGUUGUGGUUAUUAUCUUCUAGCAUCGUCGAUUAGUUCAAUGUGUAUGAUUAUUGUAUUAACAAUUAAAUUUUGGCUACUCAUUCUUUCACAAAUGUCAUUCAUAACUAAUAGAUCAAUACUCUUUGUUAAUUGUGUUUCAAUUGAAAUAAUUCUUAAAUCUUGUUUAGCAUCAAGUGAAUGGCUUAAUGCUUGCGUAGCUAUUGAAAGAAUGUUUAGUGUCAUCAAAGGUAUGACAUUUGACAAGAACAAGAGUAAGACAAUAGCUAAACGAAUGAUUUUUGUUGUAAUCAUUUUCACGAUACUUACACAUAUUCAUGAUCCACUUAAUCGACAAUUGAUUGAUGAUUUAGAUGGAGAUCAAAAACGAAUAUGGUGUUUUGCUAAAUAUUCAUCUGAAGUAACUAAAUAUAAUACAACUAUCACUCUCUUUCAUUUUCUUGUUCCUUUUUCAACCAAUUUUAUAUCUGCUUUGGUACUUAUUAUAGUAACAGCUUAUAGUCGUUUUAAAGCAGAAUCGAAACAAUCACUCAAGCAACAUUUACGAAUAAAAUUCAAACACCACAAACACAUUAUUAUUGCACCUUGUAUUUUGUUAUUAUUAGGUUUGCCACGUCUUAUUAUUUCAUUCACCAGUGGAUGUAUGAGAUCACCACGUCAACCUUGGUUAUAUCUUAUUGGUUAUUUUGUAUCUUUCAUACCAUCAAUAUUAACGUUUUUCGUGUUUGUUUUACCAUCAAAAACUUACAAGGAUGAAUUUGAUAAGAAAAUACAGCGAUGGGUUAGAUCAUUCCUUCGAAGAUCUUGA